Molecule: messenger RNA, 5921 nt
Organism: Esox lucius (northern pike)
Lineage: Eukaryota; Metazoa; Chordata; Actinopteri; Esociformes; Esocidae
Gene: tnr
Product: tenascin R (restrictin, janusin)
Exons: 23
Coding region: 393-4523 (1376 amino acids)
Molecular function (GO): protein binding
Source: RefSeq, a predicted model, not a curated record
AGGAGAGAGCAAGAUUGAGGAGCACACAUUGCCCAGCUUCCCCACUGCAGCCGAGAGAGGCAGCGCGAGAGAGUGAGACGAGAGCUCGCGUCGUAGCAGCACUGACUACAGGGCUACAUAGCACUUGGCUGAGGGAUCGAUUCAGUCGACCAAAAGACACUGGGAGAGUGAGGAGCCUCUUGGAGAUCAGUGUACAGCAAGGAAGAGGGACCAGCAUCAGAGGGAGACGAGAGGUAAAUCAAAGGCACAUUUGAAUUUUUCAUCCAUCUGAUUUCUCCAACUUGGAGCAGGAAUUGGCAUUGGCUCAGGAGGACCACUGCUUGCACUCCAGAUCCUCAGAAGUCUGUCAUUAAGUACCGUGCGACGUUGCGAGGAGAGCCCAGCCCAGGCCCAUGGCUCCAAAGCCGUGGCGGUUCACCAUGGUCCCUGCACGAGGCUGGCUGCUUGGCCUGACUCUUCUCCUUCUAGGGGCCCAGGCAGCUCCGUCCGAGUCCGGCGAGCGGGGGAACCUGGUACGUACCACCAGGGUCAGACGACAGGCCCCUCCAGGGGGCCCCGCCGGCCAGCCAGACAACCAGACGGUCAAGGAGCAACCCAUGGUGUUCAACCAUGUGUACAACAUCAACGUGCCACUGGACUCGCUGUGCUCCGUGGAUCUGGAGUCGGCCCCGCCCGGCCAGGCCGUCGGGGGGACCGUUUCUGGCGCUGUCGGGGAGGGCCCCACAGAGUUCACGGAGCAGACGGUGGACGCCGACAGCCAGGUCACCUUCACCCACCGCAUCAACAUCCCCAAGCAGGCUUGCCCCUGUCCGGCCGUCGAUGUGGUGCAGCAGCUGGCCACCCGCGUGGAGAUGCUGGAGAGAGAGGUGUCUCUGCUCAGGGCCCAGUGUGGCUCCGGUAACUGUGGCUGCGGGGAGAGCUCAGCCACGGGUCACUUGGACUUCAUCCCGCAGUGCAGUGGCCACGGCAGCUUUAACGUGGAUCUGUGCGGAUGCGUGUGUGAUGACGGCUGGACGGGCAAAAACUGCUCCGAGCCACGCUGCCCUGACAACUGCUCCGGACAGGGCGUGUGUAUGGACGGUGAGUGUGUCUGUGACCGUGACUUUGGGGGGGACAACUGCUCGGAACCCCGCUGCCCGGCCGACUGCUCCGGUCGAGGGCUGUGCAUCGACGGGGAGUGUGUCUGUGAGGAGAACUUUGCUGGAGAGGACUGCACCCUGAGUCGCUGCCUCAACGACUGCUCCGACCAGGGGCUUUGUACCAACGGGACCUGCCACUGUCGCCCGGGAUACCUGGGAGAAGACUGCUCCCUGGCCUACUGCGCCAAUAACUGCAGUCAAAAGGGCAUCUGCAAAGAAGGAUUCUGCGCCUGUCAAGAGGGCUUCGCAGGAGACGACUGCUCUGCAGUGGCUCCGGCUCUUAACCUACGCAUCAGGGGUGUGACAGAGCGUACCAUUGACCUGGAGUGGGAUGUGUCAGCACUGACGACAGACUACCUGGUCACCUACGUGACCACCAGCCCAGGUGGGGUCCAGCUGGAGAUCAGGGUCCCUGGUAACACCACUGCCUGCACUAUCCCAGACCUGGAACCUGGCGUCGAGUACAACAUCAACCUGUAUGCUGUGGUGGACAAUGUCAUCAGUGUACCUGCCAAUGUCCAGGUGUCAACCUAUCUCUCAAAUCCAAACGGUUUACUCUUCAAAUCCAUCACAGAGACGUCUGUGGAGGUGCAGUGGCAACCAUUCUACUACGCACUGGAUGGCUGGGAAAUAAGCUUCAUUCCUAAGGACAACGAUGGAGGGAUGACAGCCCAGUUACCCAGCACCAUCACUUCAUUCCACCAGACAGGGUUGAGACCGGGAGAAGAGUACACCGUCAACCUGGUGGCUCUGAGGGACCAGGGCCGCAGCCAACCAGUAUCCGCCACUGUCACCACAUUAAUGGAUGGACCAACGCAGCUGAUCGUGCGUGACGUCUCUGACUCUGUGGCCUUCGUGGAAUGGACCAACCCAAAGGCCAAGAUAGACCAGAUAGUACUGCGCUACGGUCUGAUUGGAGAGGACGGGCCAAAGACCACCUUCCGCCUGCAGCCCACCCUCAGCCAGUACUCUCUACAGGUUCUACGACCGGGUUCACGCUACCAGGUCUCCGUCAGUGGUGUGCGCAAGGGCAACGAGACCGGAACCGUCGCCACGGAGUUCACUACCGUUCUUUCGUUCUUCUCAGAGAUCGACGCGCCCAAGAACCUGCGGGUGUUGUCCAAGUCUUCCACCACCCUGGAGCUGGAGUGGGACAACAGCGAGGCGGUCGUGGAGGGCUACCAGGUGGUCUACAGCACCCUGGCAGGUGACCGGUACAAAAAGGUCAACGUCAGACGAAGCGACGGACCCACCAGCAGGGCCGUACUUACAGACCUAUUGCCAGGUACAGAGUAUGGCAUUGGCAUAUCGGCCGUUCUUGGCACCAAUCAGAGUUCUCCUGCCACAAUGAAUGCCAGAACUGGCCUGGAUUCCCCCAUGGACCUGACUGUCAUGGCGUCCACAGACAACACCAUCACCCUGCUGUGGGGUGAGGUACAGGGGCCUAUCGACCAAUACAGGGUCACUUACACCUCCUCAUCUGGCCUUACGAAGGAGGUGACCGUCCCCAAAGAUGUGACCACCACCACUCUCAAAGACCUGGAGCCUGGCACGGAAUACACCAUAACUGUAGCUGCUCAGAGGGGAAGACAGCAGAGCACUGCAGCCACCAUUGACUCCUUCACAGGCUUCCGCCCAGUCAGUGCGCUCUAUUUGUCUGAUGUCACGUGGGACUCGGUGGUGGUGUCGUGGAGCGCCCCGGCCCCGCCCGCCGACCUCUACAUCCUCAGCUACAGCUCAGAGGAUGGCACGGACACCUCCAAGGUCACCCUGGAUGGAUCCAAGACCCGAACCUCUGUCGAGGGUCUCCUGCCCUCCACUCAGUACACUCUCAACCUGAUCACUAUACAGGGAGAGACGACGUCCGAAGCUGUCCCAGCCACCAUAACCACAGGAAUGGACCCACCUAAAGAGAUGACAAUGUCAUAUGUCACUGAAGACUCUGUAACCAUAUCAUGGUCGAGACCUUUUGCACCUUUUGACUACUACAAGAUGUCCUAUCAAUCUGCAAGAGGGCGAGUAGACAGCGUGGUGAUUGACAAUGAUGUCACCAAUUACACCUUAUCCAGUCUGCACCCGGCGACGGAGUAUGAGAUCAGCCUGAAUGCCGUGAGGGGCAGCCAGGAGAGCCAGUCAAUCACAACCAGUGUCUUCACAGCAAUGGACAUGCCAAUGGAGCUGACAGCCCUAAACAUUACCCCACAAGAAGCUCUGCUGCGGUGGAUACCUCCUCUGUCCAACGUUGACAACUAUGUGCUGACCCUCACCUGCAACCAGAUGACGGCCAAUACUUUCCUGGUGGACGGCGUGGAACGGGAGCACCAGCUGGUGAAGCUGAUGCCAAGCACCACCUAUUCUGUAGCGCUAUAUGCCACCAAGGGACCUCUAACCAGCGGAACAGUCAUCGCAAACUUUGCUACACCCAUGGAUGCUCCUUUGAACCUGACAGCCAGUGAGGUGAACCAUCGCAGUGCCCUCAUCUCAUGGCAACCACCCAUUGCAGACAUCGACAACUACAUGCUCACAUACAAAUCAGCCGACAGCAGCAAAAAGGAGCUGAUCCUGGAUGCAGAGGACACGUGGAUUCGUCUGGAAGGCUUGGCAGAGACCUCAGAGUACACCGUGAGACUGCAGGCUGCCAGGGGAUUAGAGACCAGUGACGUUGUCUCCACUGCUUUUACAACAGGAAACCGGUUGUUUGCCACCCCCCAGAACUGUGCCCAGCAUCUUCUUAACGGGGAGUCCCUCAGUGGCGUCUACACCAUCUACAUCAACAGAGACCCUAACCAGGGAGUGCAGGUCUACUGCGACAUGACCACCGACGAGGGCGGCUGGAUUGUGUUCCAGCGACGUCAGAACGGCCUGACUGAUUUCUCCAGGAAGUGGAGUGACUACAGAGUCGGAUUUGGAAACCUAGAGGAUGAAUUCUGGCUCGGUUUGGACAAUAUACAGAAGCUUUCAGCUCAAGGACGCUACGAGCUCCGGAUUGACUUGAAGGAUGGUCAGGAGUCUGUCUAUGCCAACUAUGACAAGUUCGCCAUCGGAGAUGCCAGGAGUCUAUACAAACUCAGGAUAGGAGAGUACAAUGGCACAGCUGGGGACUCGUUGAGCUAUCACCAAGGCCGUCCCUUUUCCACCAAGGACAGAGACAACGACAUUGCCGUGACCAACUGUGCCCUGUCCUACAAAGGAGCCUGGUGGUACAAAAACUGCCACCGGGCCAACCUGAAUGGGAAAUAUGGCGAGUCAAGACAUAGCCAGGGUAUCAACUGGUAUCACUGGAAGGGUCACGAGUUCUCUAUUCCUUUUGUUGAGAUGAAGAUGAGGCCUUUUAACUACCGCAGCAUCAGUGGCAAGAGAAGGAGGUCCACUCCUCCAGAAUAAAGCCCUCACCCACUUAGCCCCAAGCUAGAUGUUGCUACUUUUACAAAAAGCUGAAAGACAAUAGGAGGAGCAAUGUAAUUUAUAUAGACAUUUGAAUGGCAGUGGUUCUGUUUGCUAGCCUGGAAAUCUAGACUGAAUAAACUGUUUCACAUUGGUUUCACUUGAAAACGCUAGUGAAACGUGUAAAAUGUGUUCAAGGCCGUAUUUUGAGGCUGUAUAUAGUGUUUGCUAAGAUAGUAAGGGAGGUUAACCAUGCAGUCUUUGUGUUAAGUAAUUUUCCAGUCCUGAACGUUGAAGGGGUCAACUCAACGUAGCUUUCAUGAACCUCUGUACAAUAUGAGUACAUGAGAGCAAGGAUUAUUUUCCCAGUACAAAUUAGUAAUUUUAACAAAAUUCUAUAUGCCCGUAAACACGUAAGAUAUUCUAUUUUUAUAAGACUGAUAUUGUAACAAAGUCCAUGUAUUACUUGAUAUAAUUUGAUGCUUUGUCAUUGCAAUUUUUAUUGAAAUAGCAACUCUCCAUGUGUUUUAUAUACAAAUGCCUGCAUAGAGCAUUUCAUUGGACAUUGACAACCCACUCGAACUCAUAAUGACCUAAACAAAAAUAGCAAUCAUCACGCUGUACAUAAGCCUGUAACAGUGGAUUUAACAUCAGCCAUUUAUUUAUUUAUCAUUUAUUAGCAGUUUACCGUUAAAAUUGAAAUAAAAUCCAAGAUCCACACUCUGGUUGGAACAAUAGAAAAGAGAAGAGCACCAAGCAAUGACUGUACAAGCCUAGACAUCAGCGUUUAUUAUUAUCAGUGAGAAAACAACAGUACACAAGUCAUUAGCAAUGAAGGACUACAUAAUAUGACCACUGUCAUGUCAUUUUACCCACCUUGUAUAAUGCUAGCAUAUUUCAACAAUACUGACAUGCAGUGUUCUCUGUUAGGAAACUUUCAUCUCCACAAACAAAUGUGAAGCAGUAUAAAGAUACUCUAGGUUGUUCCAUGCAGUGCUUUUAGUUCUGACAUGAAACCAAAGAUUUGCUGAAUAGAAAUAUUCACUGUCGACAGCUCUCCUUUUUUGCAACCUCAUGGUCACUUCAGAAGAUGUUUUGGGGAUCCUUGGUUUUAGUCUCAGUAAUGAUUGUCAUGGUGUUUUCUGAGCACCUGGUUUAUGUCAAUAGUUUAGUGAGUAAUUUAGACUUGAUAAGAUCAUUUAAAUCAGUCUGUAGAUUUCGGUAAUGUAUCUUUGUCCUAUAUCCAAUCCUUCUGUCUCAUCUGUAUUUCUUGUCCAGUCCGGUGAAAUUACAUUCGGUCUGCUGUAGAGAACUAUGUACAUUUGAUGGAUACACUGUAAUCCUCAUCCAAUCACUUUCAUUAAACCAUUUCAUUUCACUAAGGAUGAGAAAAGUGGA